GGAAGGAGACGCCAUUAGAGGGAGGCGGAGAGGGAGUGUUCGCCUUUCGUCGGUUGCCUGACGUGGUUGCUGGGGCCCUUCAUUCUCGGACUUUCCUUCGGCCCUUCGAGGCCUCGCCCCAGCAGGCGGUGGAGACGACGCCGGGUGUUGGCGAGCCACUGCCAAGGGCCGCGACCGUGAAGGCGCUGCGGCGGCUGUGGGGAGCUCGGUGCUGCUCUAGAGUGCGGGUGGCUGGCAAGCGACGGGAUGGCUGCGGCCGGCGGUGGGGCGGCGGCGGGCCGAGCCUAUUCGUUCAAGGUGGUGCUGCUGGGAGAAGGUUGCGUGGGGAAGACGUCGCUGGUACUGCGCUACUGCGAGAACAAGUUCAACGACAAGCACAUCACCACUUUGCAGGCAUCAUUCUUAACAAAGAAGUUAAAUAUUGGUGGGAAGAGAGUAAACCUUGCUAUAUGGGAUACAGCAGGUCAAGAGAGAUUCCAUGCAUUGGGCCCAAUUUACUACAGAGAUUCAAAUGGAGCUAUUUUAGUUUAUGAUAUAACAGAUGAAGAUUCUUUUCAGAAGGUAAAAAACUGGGUCAAAGAAUUGCGGAAAAUGUUGGGAAAUGAAAUCUGUUUAUGUAUAGUUGGUAAUAAAAUAGACUUGGAAAAGGAGAGACAUGUUUCCAUUCAAGAAGCAGAAUUGUAUGCAGAAUCUGUAGGAGCAAAACAUUAUCAUACAUCAGCCAAGCAGAAUAAAGGAAUUGAGGAACUGUUUCUUGACCUUUGUAAAAGGAUGAUAGAAACAGCACAAGUGGAUGAGAGGGCAAAAGGCAAUGGCUCCAGUCAACCAGGAGCUGCAAGGCGAGGUGUACAGAUUAUUGAUGAUGAACCUCAAGUCCAGAGCGGUGGUGGAGGGUGCUGUUCUUCUGGAUAACUCUUCACACCUAAGAAAUUAAAACAAACUGUGGAUCAUUGCCCUCAACAUGAAGACUGCCAUAUUCCAAGUCACGUUAUUUUACCAAUGGAAUAAUAGAAUUAACAGUAUUUUAAAUUACGUUUAUAACACUGCAGAGACCUUAAGUGCUAAACUUAGUGGAGUUUGUGACCAGAGAAUUGGCAUUUUCUACAAAUGUUAACAAAGCAAUUACCAAUGGCCUUUUUACAUAUUCUUUUCUUUAAUAAGGAUUAAUAUGCAUGUAGAAAAGACCUACUUAAAGGCUUCAUUUAUAUUCUUUUAAAUCAAAUCUUUAUUUAAUAACUUAUAUAUGUUGUUGGAAUGGUAUACAUUUUGCAGCCCUUUGUAUUUUGUGGUAGUUUUGAAUUGUAUCACUUCUAAACAGCAAACUGUUUUUGUUUUCGUUUUGUUUUUUUUAAUUAGCAGAUACCUGAAGUUCUAUUUUUGCAGGGUUUGCACAAGCCCCUAACUGUCUACUACUUUGGUAUAAUCUAUAUACAUCCUGUAUGCUGAGCUGGUAAAAUACAUUGUACAUUACAUAUUAAAUAUUUUAUCUGCUUUUACAAGCGCAAGGUGCAAAAAUAUAUACAGUAGUCUCAUUGAUGACUGUAAAGUGAUUAACAUUUGAUGAUAAUGCCUAAGCUUUUUGACUCUGAUAUAUAAAGAUCAUAGCUCCCUUCACUUUUGUCUUAAUUUGAAAGUGGCGUGUUUAAAUUUUCACAUAUACUUUACUUGAAUUAUUGCUGUUGUCACGAUUUUGCCUCUGUAAGUACAUCUGAUGAUUGAACAGCAGCAUUUGCCUUUUGGUUUGGGUUGGUAUUUUUGUUUUGUUUUGUUCUUCUAAUUAUAAAAGAGGUGACUUCUGCCAAUUUUGCUUUAGAAUGGUUAUCUCAGUAGUAUUUGAGUGGAGCAUGCUGAGUUUCACUUCUUCAAUGGCUUUAGUUUCUCUUAGGCUUUAUAGGAGAUGGGUUCACUGGUGUGAGAAGAGAGGAGGUCCCAGAUAGAAGCCACUCACCAAGACUCAUUCAUGCAGCAUGUUAGUGGUAGUUUAUGCUCCUCAGGCAGCACUUUUAGAUCCUUUGAGAGCAAGUUGUAUUCGUUCAGUGCUUACCAGAGAUGAACACAGAAAGCUAUGUUUAAUUUUAUAAGAGCUGUUUGGAGUUUCUGUGAAGGGAAACAUUUCAUUUAAUGCAGUUGCAGCGAACACUGGAAAGAUUUAUUAUAAAAUUAUAUUCUUAUAUACUUCGUAAAUUAGUCUCAUUAGAUUUUUUUUUCCUUAAGCAUAGGACUGAACUUAAAUUUGUUCAUUUUAGUAGAAUCAGGCACAGCUUACAGAAGAAACACAAAUUGUAGAAAUUAACAUAAAUUGUUCUUGUUUUAAUAUAUAUAUUUUUCCAUUUCUGUCAUGCUUGGAAAACUAGUAAAUGUAUGUCUAAGAUAAAAUGUAAUGGUCCCUGGAUUUACUUCUUAUAAGAAGCAAUAGUAUGCAAUAAAGUUGUUAGCAUGAGCAGUUACGAGGAUAUAAAGAGGUUAUAGUUACUAGAGAAUUACUACCAUAUUUUAAGUUAACAAGCUUAAACUUUCCCAAAUGAGUUAAAAAUUGAAUGAAUUGACACUUUAAUGUUAUGAUGUUAGAAUUUUAACUUAGCAUAAGAGUUCUAUGAGCCCUCGGUUUACCAUUUUAAUUAUUGUCCUUGCCAAACUAAAUACACUGACCUCUGUGUGUGUUUUUGGGAUACUGGGGUGGGAAAGUCAGGGAAAGAAGCUAAAAUUGUCUUUUAUGGGAUAACUGUACUCCGUGUAGUUUCUGGGUUUCCUGUGAAAUAAGUGUUUAUGCAGGGGGUUGGGGAAGGUGGGGAAUCAUGAGGACAAUAGAAGAAAAUUGUUUUGGCCGCCUUUCAAAGGUAGUAAAAAAAGCCUUGCCAUUUCUACUGUUGUAGAUGGGAAAUAAGUUCUUUUCCAUUGGAGUGAAAUAGGUUUUCUAACAGAGAGAUGAAAUUGAGCUUUAUUCCAAAAAAAUAAAGCCUAAUAAUUGGAGAACUGUAUUCUGAAUUUGGACACUAAAGUCCAAAUAGGAACCUGUGUUCCGGAGUUGCCACAUAAUUAUUGGUGGGCUAUAACCACUUUCCUGCUGGGGUUUUUUUUUUUUUUCCUUCCUUUCUUGGUUUCUAUGUAUCUUUCUUAACCUCAAGCAUUUUAUUAAUUUUUUAUCCUGUAAUUAAAUUCAAUAGCAACAGUAGAUAAUAUAGUAUACCUGUCUUUGCUCUGAAGACCCCCCUAAAAGUCUUUAGGUAACAAUAGGGUGAAAUGGUAAUGAAAGACUGAUCAAUUAUAGUAUGUUUCCAAAGGAGAGGUAAAGAGAUGUUAGACUGAGGAUGAGGAAGUUCUUCUGAUACUUUCUCCAUAUCUGAUAUAUCUUUUAUGUUCCUGUCCUUGUAAUUGUGCUAUUAGGAAGAAGACACAAACCACCUACCAUGUUAUGUAUUAAAAGUAAUAGGUAGGUAGAAUCAAUGUAUUUUUCAAAUGGUAAGUGUAUAUACUUAGUAUAUUUAAAAAUUGGUUUAGGAUAGUCAUUAAAAAUACCUGAAUAUUAUGUUAAAAGUAUAUAAUCUUUUCUGUAAUGCUAAUGGCUAUCCUGCACCUUGUUUUGCUAGGUGAUUACAGAAGAAGAUUAUUGUGGGGUUUUUUUUUGUUUUUAGAAGAUUAUUGUUUUUAAAAAUGUAUAUUACAACAAUUUUGGGGUAAACAGUAAUCUGAAAAGAAAAAAGCAUCAUGUUAUUGGAUUAAAUAAGAGUGUUUGAGUUUGUUUUGUUCUAGGGAUGUCUCCUGAAAAUACCCUAGAUCUAUGUCUGUUAGAGCUAAUUUAAAAUCUUUUUUUAUGUUAGCCAUGUAUUACUUCUUAGUGAUAACUUUUAAUUCAUUAAGAAAAAUGAAUCAUAUUCAUUUUUAGAUUCUUAGUAAGAAAAUAUAAAAUUUGGGAACUAGGGAAGGGAUAGUGAAGAGUAGAAUGGAAGUUAAGUAGAUUUGAAACUGUAACCUGACAAUUUUUAAAAUAAUUUUGAAAAAUAUGUUACUUUUAUCGCAUAGUUCCUAAAUAAGUCAAGCUAUGCAUCAUGCCAGACUAUUCGGAGAUUUAAAAAAUGAAUUGUGAUGCUGAUUAUUUCUUUUAAUUCAUAGUUUGUGAUUAUCUGUAUUAUAAAUGCUACCAAGAGUCUAGAUCAUUGUACUUACUCCAGAUAAUACAGUUUUCCCUUAUACUUACCACUUAUUUUCAGAAGUGGUUUGAUACAUGCCUUUAACUGUUCAAAUUUAUCUUUUAACUUGUUUGCCGUUACAGUUUUCAUAGGUCCUUUAUAGAUACAAUGUGAUAAAGAAGGAAUACGUAAUUGGAGACCGUUUAAGAUGUUGGGGUCUUCUACACAAGAGUGUAGAAGUAGUGACCAGCCGUAGCCUCACAAUAAUGUCUAAAGAUUUACAGACUGCAUGAAUCCUUCAGUAUUGUUUUCUAAAUGACAAAAUGCAUUACCUACACUUUAAUAAUUAAAAGCUGGAAUUCAUUGAACAUACACAUUUAUUUGAUUUGAUAAUAGGCAUUGAUUCUAGUAUGUUGCUGUUCUGUAGUUUUAAUCAACUAAAACAGAGUAAUGUAUUUGGUUGUUGGCCAAAAUUCAUGCUACACAUAGGUCUUACUUUGAUGGCUUUUCCUUUUUCAAGAAAAUAAUUUCUAAAUACUCCUGAGAGUUUUCAAUAUCAAGCAAAAAUGAUUCACUUCUAAACAAGUAUCACUUUACUUUAUCUGGGAUUUAUAUAUUAUCUCUUUUCUGAAGAGCUGGGUGUACUUUUGAGUGUUAACUUUUCUACUGUAACAACAUCUCUGCGGUAGAUAAAAGAGCGUCACAAGUUAUUGUACAUUGUAAACCCAGUAAGAAAGCCUCUUGCCCUCUUCAGAAGCCUGCACAUAUGUCCAAAUGCAUCACAUUAAAGCCAAAAGAUGGGCUUGCCUACUUAAACGAACUUUAUUCCCAUUGUAUCAGUUCUUACCUUUAUUUUAAUACUUCCUGGCAGCUGUGUCAUCUCUUCAUUAUCAAAUACUCAAGAAAAAGCUAAUAUGAUUUCCUUAAAUUUGAAUUUUUGUGGAGCAAUGAGAGAAAGCUUAGGGAUAGCAGAUAUGAAGUAUGAUAAUGUUGAAAACUAGACAACGGUGGUAUUCGCUAAACUGUAUUUUGCAGUGAGCUAUUUUAAGGAAACGAUAUGUGACUUCCUAGAACUGUAAAGUUCUUCAUUUUGUAUUUAAUUAUCUGAGUAAGAAUGUAUUCUAGGAAAGGGAAUAAAAAUACAGGUAUGGUAAAUAUGCCCUUGAGGACCCCUCCCAAGUGAUAGCUCUCGGUCUCUAAUACGUACUCUUCAGUUAACUUUUUGCUGUGCAUUUAUAUACAUUUUUACCUGUAGAAAGGCAUAGUAUUGUGGGUUUUAAAUUUUUACAUGAAGUGUUCUUACUAUGCAUAUGUUUUGCAACUUUUGCUUUUUUCUCAUACCAACCCACCUAGGAGCUCUUACGUCUGUAUUACAGACUUUCAUUUUCUCCCACAUUUCUGUGGGCAUGUUUUGCCUUUUUUAAUAACCUCUGACUGCCCAUGAAACCUCCCAUAAGAUAUCUGGUCAGUUUAAUGGACUUCAUUUGAAUCAUAAAAUUUUAAGGCAAACCAGUGCUUGCUUAGAAUCAGAGUCUCCCUACGCGUGUGAAUCAGGAAAUUAAAAAGGUACCUGCUUACAAUACAUUUGAAGUACAUGACUUCUGGGCUACUGUUGACUGAUUAAUAUAUAAAAUUCAGGAGUUAACUUUAACAGAUUAUUUAUUUAGAAUAGGUUUUUAUUUGAAGGAAGAAGGGGGAAAGUAUGGUAUAAACUAAAACAAGUCUUGAUUCAGCUUGGAGUAGUUAAGUCAUGCAAGGCUUCAUGCUACCAAAAAUUUAAAUUUCCAUUUUAUCUGUACCUUUAAUACAGAAUAAAAAAUGAAAGUUCCUUUUCAGCUCUUCUUUCCCCACCAUCCUACGUAUCUCUUUAGAGGUAACCAUUGUUAACAAUUAAGGUGUGUUUGUCUCUGUUAUAUAAAAAUGUUUUUGUUUAUGUCUGACCUUUGUGUUUCACUCCCUGAAAGCCAACUUUUACCCUACGUCAAAUUCCAUCAAGAACAAACCAGCGUCCCACUUGAAAGCAAGUAAAAAUAGUGGUGACAGUUCAAGAACUAGAAGUGAACUGACUCUCAAGAUGUUUUGUGUUCAUCAUAAAUUAAUCUUAAGGAGUAACACAUUCUGGCAAACUCACACCGUUACUGGUUUCUAUCCCUUAUAGGAAAAGGGCUGAGAAAGGACUGCAAGUGAAGCUUCCUAAUGCCCAUGUAAUUUUGGGUUGGGCUCAUUCUCGGCAUCCUUUCUUACUUGGCAUUACUGUGUCCCCAACACUCACUUUAGGUAUUUCUCUGCACUGUCAAGGCAGUACCUUAGCAUGUUAGUGCCAUGACAGAAAGUUAACCAUGUUCUCCAGAACAAAACUUUUAUUCAUAUUUGACUUUUAAUGAAAACAGCAAUUGCACAGCUCCAUGAUUUUGUUAAUAAUUUCUGGAUGGUCUUUCAAAAAACAACACAUUCUGGUUUUCAUGCCUGUUCUAUCAGUUUCAUCCAGUGCCUGCUGUGUGCCCAGUGCCCUUUAUAGUUAGAGAUUAAAAUUGGAGAGCCAUUGCUCAUAGUCCAGGAUUUGAGUAGUUUAUCUGUGGGUAUGAGGUCAACUAAUACAUGUUCACAUUCAGUAUUUGAUCAGAUACAUGCCAGUGAGACUUGGGGUAAUUAGGAUGACAGUUCAAGUUGAUAAUGAAAGUUGAGGUAAAGCUGGACAGAUGAUUUUGAGCCUUGCAAAUAAUUUUCCAGACAGACUAAAAUAGAAUAACUUGUUUUCUAGCUUCAAGGGGGCAAUUAAGUGGUCCUCAGGCCCAGAUUGCUCUUCCAAAUUUUGUAAUAAUAGUGAAGAAACAAAUGCCUUGUGGUUAUUUAGACAGCUGAUCUGUUUUUAGCCUAGGAAAAAAAUGCAUUUGAGAAAGCAAUUGUAUAGCUCUCUGUGCCUGUGACAGAUGUUUUCUUCGCGUUGUCACUAGACAGUAACCCAAGAAACAAUUCAUUACUGUUUGGAAGAGUGUAACAGUGUAAUUUGUGACUUUCUAAAUAUACUUUCCAAUUUGGGAGUUUGGGGUCCUCUUUUUCCUACCUGAAAUUGGAGACAUGCCAGAAAGAUAGCUUAAUGAAUAUGAGUCUUCUGCUAAUCUUUCCAGUAUGGUUUAAGGAUAUCUUUUUAAGUACCACAUAUUAGUAUAGGUAAUACCAUCUAGAUCGCCUCUUGGCCUUUUAGGGCAGAAAAUAGAAUGAAAUCAUUGGCUUUUUUAUAAAAGUAUUCCUUGAGCUAGUUACUAAGAAGUAACUUAAAUUUAUCUGUAUUAAUUCAUCUGCACUAAUUCAUGAAAGGUGAAUAAUUUCAAAGAUCUAGUGACAGUUCUUCAAAAUGUAAAAGCCCUGUAAAGGAAAAACAACACAGCAAGAGCAAGAUGCUUUGAAAAUUUUUGGCUGUGUCCGGGGUGACAAAAUUAUACUUUUGUCCAAAAACUAUAUGUAAUAGAAGCUCCUCCUCCUCCCCACCCCAGAAUUCCAUAUUGAUGCAUUUAAACCUGAAAAUGUACUGAAGAAGUGGCAUGAAUAGUUUCUCCCUUCGAAGAUUUUAAGGCCAACAGUGGUGGAACAAGAAAAAUCACAGAUGAAGGACAAUUUUGGUUGAACUUGAAUGAAGAUGGUCAGAUUCGGCAUUUAAUUUACUGAGUACUUCUUUUUGAUAUGUUGUCUUCCAGUGACAUUUGAUAAUUCUGAUUUAUCAACAUUUGGUUCACUGCUUUGCCAGAACUAUAGGAGCACUGCUGUCUUUUGAUCAAAAAUUUUAAAAAUUACUAACAUGAUGUAGAAUUAUUUGUCAAGUAAUCACUGUGUGCCAUAAAAGCACAAUUCUCAUAAAAGCAAACUAUGGAUUGUGUGGCAGGGAUAUGAUUCAUAAAAAUUGAAGGAGGGCAGGAACUGGCUGGGUAGCUAAGUUGGUUAAAGCAUUAUUCCUAUGCACCAAGGUUGCGUGUUCAAUCCUUGGUUCGGGGCACAUACAAGAGUCAACAAAUGAAUGCAUAAAUAAGUGGAACAACAAAUCCAUGUUUCCUUUCUCUAAAAUCAAUCAUUUGAGGGGAGUUCCUUAAAUGCAAAACUAAGAUAAAGUGUAGUGUUGAAUGAGAGCUUUAUACAAUCUGAUAAUGAUUCUUAUCUGUUUUUAUUGAUAGCAAAUCCUGGGAAUAUGGGUGGGUGCAAUUAAAUAAAAAUUGAUAUGGGAUUGGGAGUAUUAAUAGGCAAAAAUCCAAAAUAAAUUGUCAAAGGAUCAAAGUAUUUGUAGUGGUGCUAAAGAAACAAAGCAGGUCCAAGCCAAGCACUGCUUUUUGUAAAAAGGAAAAAGAGCUUGUGUUUAAUAAUAAUGAAGUUUUGGGGAUAUCAGCCUAAUGAUGCCUUAUGCUGACAGUAUUUUAAAGUCAGCUUUAACAUCAUUAGGGAAGGUUGAGAUCAGUUCUGUGACCUUUACUUACCAAGGUUAACUAAUAUCUUUUCCAGAGUCAACUCUCCCGUUCUCCCUCAGUUGUCUUUCUCUUUCAUCAGUAAGUUACACAGAUACUUCCAGCUACUUUGCACUUGUAUGAUGAAUUCCAAAUUUUUUAUAGUCACAAUUUUUGCUAAUGCUAUCAUGAAUUCCCCUCCUAUCUUUUGGAAAACACUGGAACUUGAGCUGUUCACCAUUUUUGCCCUAAUGAUGAAAACUGGGUAGAAGUUAGUGUCCCAAAAUUCUUAGUAUUUGACAUUUUUAGAAAAAUGUGUUAAGUUUUUAGCUUCUUCAAUUUUUCAUGAUAAUUUUGCUGUUUUGUUUUUGCUUUCUGGUUUUGCAGUGUAUUUAAUGGGAUAUUCAAAGCAAAUCCUCACACCACAUGAACUCAAAUGAAUUUUUAUGCCAUUUUAACAUAUAUACCAAGAACUACUAAAAUGAACCUCUGCAAGCGCCUGAUGGGGCACCCCAAAUGAGAAACAGUGAAUGGACAGAAAAGAGAAAAAAACAUGAAAUUAUUUUAAAUCAUAACCCCAGGUUGUCACUUUGAUUAGUCUUGUAGACAAGUCUGUUUAUCCAAAUAAAUAAAAAGUAAUUGCACUGUUUUCAUUUGAGUAUCGUGGUCAGGAUUCACAUCCUGCUGUUACGAACUCAUUUGUUAGACCUCUCAAUUUCAGUUGUCUGCCUUUGUUGGUCUUUGGUAGUAAACUUAAAAUGCUAGCACAUUUGAAAAUUUAUGCCUUGUUUUUUGAGAGUCGGGAAUGUGGUACAUACACAGUCAGUAGAUCCAAGGGGCUAAAGUGCAAUGUAAGGCCAAGGAAGAAUUAGUUGCUGAAGCAGUGAAAGAACCUCAUUAUGAGGUGUGAGACAAAUGGAGUUAGCUGGGGCAUAGUGUCUCGUGGCCCUGCGAGGAAGAUCUACAAGUAUUUAUCCAUGUUUCUGGGCAAUUUGAGGAGCUCCAUUUUGUUUGUACUUUCCUGAAUUUUCAUCUUAUUUCACUCUAGCACACAAUUGUAACUAACUUCACUUCAUGGAAGCUUAGUGCGAAAGUUAGAACUUCUGUUUUACCAUGCUUGUAAAAGGCCUGGAGAAGAAACAUGCUUUAUCAGUUGAAACUUCUAAUUUGAUGUGGUAUUUUUCAGAUGGUCAUGUGACCCAUUUAUCCUUCCCAUGUAGUUAACUUAUGUGGUUUGCAAAUAUUUUAAUAAAAGAUCCUAAAUUAA
Molecule: messenger RNA, 9824 nt
Organism: Phyllostomus hastatus (greater spear-nosed bat)
Lineage: Eukaryota; Metazoa; Chordata; Mammalia; Chiroptera; Phyllostomidae
Gene: RAB21
Product: RAB21, member RAS oncogene family
Exons: 7
Coding region: 247-912 (221 amino acids)
Biological process (GO): Rab protein signal transduction
Molecular function (GO): GTP binding; GTPase activity
Source: RefSeq, a predicted model, not a curated record